This is a messenger RNA of Drosophila persimilis, 519 nucleotides long. RefSeq names its product dynein regulatory complex protein 8. The transcript has 4 exons. The coding region runs from base 1 to 468 and encodes 155 amino acids. Lineage: Eukaryota; Metazoa; Arthropoda; Insecta; Diptera; Drosophilidae. The record is from RefSeq and is a predicted model, not a curated record. Gene Ontology annotation, molecular function: calcium ion binding.
AUGGAUAUGGACAUGAACAAUGAUUUGGAGAAGCGGAUUUCGGAUGCCUUCUGUGUGUUUGACCAUCACGGCGACAAGUUCAUAGAUGUACGCGAGGUGGGGACGGUUCUCCGGCUGCUGGGCUGUGUGCCCACCGAGGAGGAGGUCAAUGAGGUCAUCUCGGCCACCGAGUCGGAGGAGACCAGCGGUGAGGUGCAUUUGACCAAAUUUCUGCCACAUGUCUCGCAGUUGCUAAUGGAACGCAAAAUGGAGCCUGCACCGCCGGAGAAAAUCCUGCAGGCCUUCAAGAUCCUGGAUCCCGAGAACAAGGGCUAUCUCACCAAGGAGACCUUCGGCAAGCUGAUGAUGGAGGAGGGUGAACCGUUCACCCAAGAGGAAAUGGACGAAAUGUGGCCGGUGGCCAUCGAUCCCAUUAGCGGGCACAUACCCUACGAGUUCUACUUGAAUCAGCUAAUGGUUUAUCUGUGAAUCCUUCUAAUGGCAGGAUUACUCUGGGAAAGUCUAUAUAAAUGCAAAUAA